This is a messenger RNA of Durusdinium trenchii, 831 nucleotides long. NCBI's taxonomy places the organism in Eukaryota, Dinophyceae, Suessiales, Symbiodiniaceae. The record is from the annotation of a GenBank genome assembly.
AUGCCAGCUGAAGGUACCUCAGCUGAGACUUUGCUUGCUGGUGUGUCCUUCUUGGAUGCUGGCGGUGUGAAGCUGGAGGAUUUGGGAGAGGAAGCGCAGAAAGAAUUGGAUGAGCUAGAGCGUGCACGGAUGAGGCAGCAAGCCACUCCACAAGCGAAGGUGGUGGAGCAUGUAGAUGGGGCUCCAGAGGCUUCACCUGUGCGUGUGCCUGAAGAUUCGCACCCAGCGGUUCCGUCGCCUGACCAUACGCCUCCAGCAGAUGAGUUGCCAGCGCCGGAGGUCCCUCUUUAUCAGGUGUAUGAGCCUGUUUCUCAAUCUCAGCAAGAUGGUGAUGGCGACCGUCAGCCGAAUGUACAGCCAUAUGAGAUCUAUUGGAGCGAAGAGGAACUCUUCCGAGUUGAGGACGUCACGGACAGUGCGUCGAUUUGGGGUGCGGAAACUAUUCCAGGCAGUCUUGAGAAUCUGGGACCUGACCGCCCGACCUCUGAGCUGUUUGAGGGUGAGGUGACCGAGCAGAUGCUUUUUGGUGAACAUGACGCUGCGACGGUGGAUGAGUACAUGCUUCCUGAAGACGAUGAGGGAAGUGAUGUUCAUGGCUAUUUGGCCGAACUCAUUGGCGCAAUGCGGUCACCUUCAAAGGUUGAUGUGGAGGACAUGCCCCAGCACACCAAAGAAGAUAAGAAGGAAAAGGCUCGGCUGGAUGCCACUCUUCGGAGAAUGUGCACCCCAAAGGCUGAUGGCUCGGUGGACGUUCCAAAGGAGAUCUAUGAGAAGUACCUUGACAAAGGACGGGGCCGUGAUGAGCUGCGAGAACUUUUAAAGAAGUGCAAC